AUGAGCGACCACGAAGGCGAUGGCUUUGACCUCGAAAGAUGGGAAGAAGCCAGUCUAGCUGAGAGUUCGGCGUUCUCAUAUGCAGGAAAUGCGGACGGUAAUAACGGACGCCUCUUCGCUAGUACGCCUGGACUGUUCCCCCCUGUCGUACCGCCACAGCUACGUAUAUCAAAUGGUUCUCAGACCAAUCUGCAGCGCGAUCGUCCGUAUGUAGCUCAGAGCACAGAUCAAAUUGUGAGUCAAAACGGGACGCAGAAAGGUCUCUUCGACCGGAUUCAAGACGGAGUGUUGAACGGUGCCCCAAGACCUUCUCAAACAAGAGUUCAAAAUGGCGCUGAACCUGGUUCAAUUGGUGCUGCUCAGCAUGCAACACUGAGUGGUCCGCGAAAUGGUGUGCAAACUGGGUUACAAAAUGAUGGAAUCAAUGCCACUCAUGCUGCUCGACUGACACCUGUCAGAACACCUGGUGGUGCUGUACCUCGAGAUCCUAAUGCUCAUGGACAUCGGCCGCCAAUGUCUGGUCGUCGACCAAAUGGUUCUCCAGUACACACUUCAGCAAUGGAAGAGCGUUUGAAAGGGGGGCCACCCAAUGGCCAAGUGCGUAACGCCACAUGGUUCAAGGGCGCUGCGGUUGACGGUCGAGCGGAACAUCGACAAGAACUUGAGUCACAGACAAAGCAGUUUGCACUGGCCCUGAAGUCGGCAAAUAUCAAAUACCCGAUCGAGGGUGGCCUGCUGUGGUCAAAGACGCUUGACGGCAAUGAAUUUUGUAGAGACAAUGCUGCAGCUCUCGACGAGAUACGACUUCAAUUCUCCUGCAAAAUCGAAUUCUGCCAGGUCCCUGGUGAGUUUUCCUGGAUGAAGAUUUGUGUUACGAAAAAGAAACACCUUGUCGUUGUCAUUUCCAGAAUCACAAACAUCGUCAGAGAGUAUGUCUCACGUUCUGAUCAGCUGGUCAAGAUGAACCUCAUUCGUUAUCCGAGUUUUGGGAUGUAUCGCGAGGAGGUAGGACUGCUUGAUCUCGAUCCAAAGACAAAGUCAUACCUCCCAACCUUGCAUGGUGCAUUACAUCCCAAUGAAGAGGAAUGGAAAUGCAAGCAGGUCGCGAAGCAUCUUGCCAACCGACGGAAGAUCAAAUCAGUCCUUGAUCGCACGCUGAAAUCCCUCGCAAUUUCACAAAGACAUGUUCGCAUGCGCUUGGUUUUCGGGGAACUGGGUUUCAUCCAGUUUCAAAAACCACCCAAUGGAGCCCCCUCUUACCAGUUUGAAGACUUCUACAAAAUGGUAACGCAAGGCCGCACAAAACUUAACUUGAACAAUGUCGCGGUUCGUCAGGGUCGGAUUGAAGAUCUUAGCGAUGUUAUUGACUCUCUUGACGCUUUCAUCUGCCCUGAGGUCACUUAUGGCGCAUACUUUGACUUCGCUGGUGGGGAUCAUGAACCAAAUUCUCUCAUUCGUCUGGACUGUACAUUCGGUACAAUUGGUGACGGCGCUGAUCACGAAAUCCAAGAAAUGCGAUGGCUUGUUAUCAACGAUGUCGUCGGCAGACUUCAACUGGCAAUGAUCGACUUCGAGCGUCCGGACUUCCAAUUCACAAUUGACGCAUUUCCACUAUACGAGAAUCGUAAAAGCAUUGGGGAACGACAAGCCUUUCAGACCAACGUUUCAUUCAAGCCUCACCCCCAAGGUCUCAAGGCACCUCCACGCAUGCGUGUCAAGGUCCCACCCACAACGGCCAAUCUUCGCGAGGUCUCAGAGAUCACCACGAUGAGAUGGUGCUUCAAGGAGACCGAUGGUGUUUUCGAACUCCGAAGAAAAGACAUUUAUGAGUACAACACUAGCAAGCGAGCUGGCAUUCUUCGACGCUCCACUUGGCAUGCCGUGUACUAUUAUCCUGAGUGGGACAACCUGAUGGGUCAGUUCGGCUCUGUCAGACCGGGACAAGUUGUCGAUUGGGAGAAAUCUAUCAUGACAUUCUUUCCAGAAGACGAGGAUGCCAGUGGUCUGGCGUUGCCCAAGGGCUUCAAGGGAUUUAUGGCCGAGGUUGAUGAGGUCCAGGAACUCCUGGGUGAUGCUAUUCGUCAGCUUGCUGUGAACUCUCGAGCUGCGGAAAGCAGUGGAGCCAACGGAACGGAGCAAGCGACCGAAGAAGACAGAGCAUCGUCGUCCUAA
Molecule: messenger RNA, 2172 nt
Organism: Exophiala bonariae
Lineage: Eukaryota; Fungi; Ascomycota; Eurotiomycetes; Chaetothyriales; Herpotrichiellaceae
Exons: 3
Coding region: 1-2172 (723 amino acids)
Source: RefSeq, a predicted model, not a curated record